AUGAGUUUUAGGCAUUUCAAGAGGAGACUUGAAACAAGCUCAGGAGAUGAAAGCUCUUCAGUGGAUGAGGAAGAUUUAGACGAAAACGCAUCUUUAUCAAAGAAACCAGCCUCACUAAAGGACAGUGGUUUAGCAUCCAAAAGUCUGGAAGAUCCAGGAAAGAACCACCUUCCCGAUAAUGAGCAAGAGUCGAAUGAAAGUGAUGCCAGUCUCGAAAGUGAAGAAAGUAACGACGGCAGUGAUUCAAGCGAUGAUGACGAUAUGAAACCUUUACCGAGACCUUUGUUUAUGAAGAAAAAGGCCAAUAACUGGCAACAAGCUACUACGAUCGAUCAAUCGCCGAGUAUUCAAAGUGAGGCACACGUUGUGCAAACAAAGAAAGAAAAUGUGAUGAAAAACAUUGACAAAGCUAAUCAAGUAGCAAAGAACUACGAGACGAUGAAGCUGCGGAUUGACACCAAUUAUAGCACCAACGAGGAAUUGAUCAAGCAAUGUAUGCUCUUAAAUGAUGACGAUGAGGUUGAUUCAGAAAAGGAGAGGCAGAAAUGGCUUGACAGGCAGAACGAACGUAAGCAAAAGCAUAGAAGAGAAGAGGUUGCCAAGCAGAGAGAAUCAGAAGAAUACGAAGCAAAACGAUUUGCAGCGAUGCAAAAAGACAAAGAUAGGCAUACCAAAUACGAUGUCAACCCUGACAGGGAAAAGGAGCAAUUUGAUUAUAAAAAACAGAGGUUGACUGAGAAAGCCAAAAAGUCACAUGGCAACAACCGUUACAAGAUCAAAAAGGCUAAAAAUAUUGAAUUUGGCGAUCUAAGAAAGGAUGGCAGGGAUCAUCAAGAAAGUGAAUAUUCUAUUAUAUAA
This is a messenger RNA of Saccharomyces paradoxus, 858 nucleotides long. RefSeq names its product U4/U6-U5 snRNP complex subunit SPP381 (gene SPP381). Lineage: Eukaryota; Fungi; Ascomycota; Saccharomycetes; Saccharomycetales; Saccharomycetaceae. The transcript has a single exon. The record is from RefSeq and is a predicted model, not a curated record. The coding region runs from base 1 to 858 and encodes 285 amino acids.